AUGGGACUCGUGCUGCUCAUCGCCGUCCCGCUGCUGCUGCAGGCGGCCCCGGAGAGCGCGGCGCACUACGAGAUGAUGGGCACCUGCCGCAUGAUCUGCGACCCCUAUAGCAGCGCCAGCGCCCGGGCCGGCGGCCCCAGCAGCACGGCCGCCGUGGAGGCGCUACAGGACCUGAGCGCCAACCCCCAGCCGCCCUUCCUCCCGGGACCCAAGGGGGAGCCCGGCCGGCCGGGCAAGCCGGGGCCCCGGGGCCCUCCAGGGGAGCCGGGGCCCCCCGGUCCCAGAGGGCCGCCCGGAGAGCGGGGAGACUCGGGCAAGCCGGGGCUGCCGGGGCUGGCGAUGGCCGGGGCUGGCGCUCCCGGGGCGGCAGGGGGUGGUGUCGGCCCCGGGGCGGGCGCCGCGGGGGAGGUGAGCGGGGCGCUGAGCGCGGCCUUCAGCGGCCCCCGGAUCGCCUUCUACGUGGGGCUGAAGAGCCCCCACGAGGGCUACGAGGUGCUCAAGUUCGACGACGUGGUGACCAACCUGGGCAACCACUACGAGCCGGCCACGGGCAAGUUCAGCUGCCAGGUGCGGGGCAUCUACUUCUUCACCUACCACAUCCUCAUGCGCGGCGGGGACGGCACCAGCAUGUGGGCGGAUCUCUGCAAGAACGGCCAGGUGCGGGCCAGCGCCAUUGCGCAGGACGCCGAUCAGAACUACGACUAUGCCAGCAACAGCGUGGUGCUGCACCUGGACUCGGGGGACGAGGUGUACGUCAAGCUGGAUGGAGGCAAAGCACACGGAGGCAACAACAAUAAGUACAGCACUUUCUCUGGCUUUCUUUUAUACCCCGAUUAA
This is a messenger RNA of Emys orbicularis (European pond turtle), 837 nucleotides long. It is a transcript of the gene C1QL2, whose product is annotated as complement C1q like 2. The record is from RefSeq and is a predicted model, not a curated record. NCBI's taxonomy places the organism in Eukaryota, Metazoa, Chordata, Testudines, Emydidae. Bases 1 to 837 code for a protein of 278 amino acids. The transcript is spliced from 2 exons. Gene Ontology annotation, molecular function: protein binding.